AUCCUACAAACGUUAAAAAUUGUCGACAUCGAACGUCUCUAAAGUGCCCAUUUACGAGGUAUAUAAAUAGGACUGAACCUGUCGCAUGUUAAGAUCAGUUGAAUUCAAUUAAAUAUAUCGUUGAUUGUGGUCGUGGGUGCGCAUAUUCAGAGGCUGUUGUAGGAGAGGACUCUUACGUUACAUUUAGGACUGGUAAGCAGUAUAACGUCUCUCAGGCCGACCUGGGCGAGGCACAGACGAGCCUGCAUUAAGACCCAAUAGGACAACUUAACGCCGGUCAGGGCUAGGUGAUCAAUAAAGGAACAUCUGCCGAGAAAGCCACUGGGAGCCUACUAGCCGCCAGCAUGGUGGAGGCGCUACGCUGGGAGGACUAUCUCACCAUCGCACUCUACUUCGUCGUCGUCCUCAUCGUCGGCAUUGUGUCGUCAUGUCGACCCAACAAAGACAGUGCGUCUGGCUACUUCCUGGCAGGAAAACACAUGACCUGGAUUCCGAUCGGAGCGUCCAUAUACGCGAGCAACAUCGGGGCGCCCAUGUUCAUUGGCCUGGCGGGCACGGCCGCUGCCAUGGGUUACUCCGUCGCAAUCUACGAGUGGCAUUCCAUCUACUUCCUCAUCCUGCUGGGAUGGGUGUUCGUGCCGGUCUAUGUCGCAUGUGGGGCGUACACAAUGCCGGAGUACCUGAAGAAGCGGCUAGGAGGUCGCCGUAUCCGCCUGUACUCUUCCAUCCUGUCACUCGUGGAAUACAUACUUCAUAACAUAUCGGCUGAGGUGUACUCUGGUGCCAUCUUUAUGCAGCAGCUUCUCGGCUGGAACAUAUACUUGUGUGUCGGUAUCAUCCUUGCUGUCACCGCCCUCUACACUAUCGCAGGCGGUCUUGCGUCGGUGAUCUACACGGACACGCUGCAAGCUGUUAUUCUCAUCAUUGGGGCUACAGUGGUCACCGUCAUGUCUCUAACGGAGGUCGGUGGUUGGAGCGGCAUGGAGACGCGCUUUAUGACAGCCGCCACGAACUACACGCUGGCAAACCAGACGUUCUACCAGUGCGGCAUGCCGCGCCAGGACUCCUUCCACAUAUGGCGCAGCCCCACGACCGGCGACAUCCCCUGGCCCGGAGCGGUUUUCGGGCUCACCACCCUGGGGCUGUUCACGUGGUGCCAAGAUCAGGUGAUAGUUCAGCGCUGUCUGUCCGCGAAGAACCUGGGUCACGCAAAGGCCGGUUCCGUUCUGGCCGCUUUUCUCAAACUGUUCGGCUUCCUGCUCUUUAUAAUUCCUGGAAUGAUCAGCAGGAUUCUAUACAAAGACGAUAUCGCAUGUGCGAGCCCGGAAGCGUGCGACAGGUUCUGCCAGAACAAGGCUGGUUGCUCCAACCUGGCGUACCCGCUCCUGGUACUGCGGCUCCUUCCUGCAGGUGUCCGCGGUCUGAUGCUUGCUGCGUUGCUUGCGGCCCUCAUGAGUUCUCUGACUUCAAUCUUCAACAGCGCUAGCUCCAUCGUCACCCUUGACAUCUGGACUCAGAUCCGGCGGAAGGCGUCCGAGCGGGAGCUGAUGGUGGUGGGACGAUUGACCAUCCUUGUUCUGAUCGGCGUCUCCAUCCUGUGGCUGCCCAUCCUGCAGCAGUCGCAGGGCGGCAUCCUUUGGUUCUACCUGCAGGCAGUCAAGUCCUAUCUGGUCGUGCCCUGGUGCAUGCUCUUCCUGCUGGCAUUCUUCUGGCGGCGUCUCACAGAGCAGGGUGCGUUCUGGGGCCUGAUGGUAGGUCUGGUGGUGGGUCUUAUCCGUAUGGGUCUCGACUUCUCCCAGCGGGCUCCGUACUGCGGCAGCGGAGAGAUAGACAAGAGGUUUGCGAUCGUGGCCAAAGUUGACUUCUUGCACUUCGCCAUCAUUCUGGCCGGCAUUUCCACCAUCGCCAUGGUCGCCAUCAGCAUGUUCACCACCCCUAGACCGGAAAACAAGUUAUAUCGUGUCACGUGGUGGACACGACACGCAGUACCGGAACCGGAACUCACUGACGACGAGGACGAAGCUCACACCACACAAACAGAGCCUGCUAAAAAUGGCAUGCAGAUCGAAGAACCCAAUCAAAGCAUUGCGGCUCCCCCAAGAUACUCGUGGGCAAAUUUUAAACGUUUCCUAAGCAACUGGCUGUGCGGCCUUUCCGACGCGCCGGCCAAGUACAUCUCGCCCGAGGAGAAGGCAGAGAUCCGGCGGAAGAUGACAUCUCUGGAGCACAACUCAAAGUGGGGCAAGGUUCUCAACGUGUCCGCCAUAGCGCUGGCCACUCUCACCGCCUUCCUGCUGGGAUACUUCGGGUGACAACUUGCAGAGCUGUCUCAUCGCACAAAACGAGACAAUUAAUAGUAACGCAUACUUUUUAAACAUAAGCGUACAAGUAAAAAAGCUUGCCGUAUGUUUAAUUUCGAGUGGGUUAUAAUAUCGCUGUUUCCUUUAAGGAUUUUACACGUAUUUUGCGUAAACAUAAGCCCAAAUUAACGAAAGGAACGUUAAUAUAUUUCUUGACUUAAGGUUUUAUUAGCAUGCAUAUAUUUACAGAGUUGUUUAGAAACAAUUAUAGUGUCUUUCCUUUUUUGAUAAACAAGUAGGAUUCUUUCCGAAACCUUCUAUUUAAUUGCGAAUAUACAAAGAGAACUCUUAAAAUAAUGCAUCAAUGGCUAAACAAUACACCCAUGAAUUGAAGUAUCUGCAUGUACGUAUCCGCGCCCUUAAAUUGGCAUCAGGUACGCGCUGUUACUAUUUUAAAAUUGAACCACGUGUUUAUAAGGAGCGAGGUCACCAAUUAAUCCAUUCUUUAGAAUAUAACUUAACUUUUGUGGCAAACCUCCAGUUAGCCCUUUUAAGAAAAAUACGCAAUUUAUGACACAAGGACAGUAUAUUCAAUUGCGUCAAACAAUAUAAUAUCAAUAGUAUUAUUUUUUUAAUUAUAUAUUUUUUAAAUUAUAAACUUAUUUAUGUACAAUUAAUAAGUAUUGAUGAUACGGCUGAUAUUUUUCUAUUGUGCCUAUGUAAAUUCAUGUAAACCGAUAUGUUAUAAUAAAUUGAUUAUUAAUGCA
Messenger RNA from Dreissena polymorpha, 3067 nucleotides. Its product is annotated as sodium/glucose cotransporter 4-like. Gene Ontology annotation, biological process: transmembrane transport. The record is from RefSeq and is a predicted model, not a curated record. Lineage: Eukaryota; Metazoa; Mollusca; Bivalvia; Myida; Dreissenidae. Gene Ontology annotation, molecular function: D-glucose:sodium symporter activity. Gene Ontology annotation, cellular component: plasma membrane. Bases 345 to 2312 code for a protein of 655 amino acids. The transcript has 17 exons.